Messenger RNA from Microstroma glucosiphilum, 3140 nucleotides. RefSeq names its product putative peroxisomal half ABC transporter. The coding region runs from base 337 to 2658 and encodes 773 amino acids. Gene Ontology annotation, biological process: peroxisome organization; long-chain fatty acid import into peroxisome; very long-chain fatty acid catabolic process. The transcript is spliced from 7 exons. Gene Ontology annotation, molecular function: long-chain fatty acid transmembrane transporter activity; ATP hydrolysis activity; ATP binding. The record is from RefSeq and is a predicted model, not a curated record. NCBI's taxonomy places the organism in Eukaryota, Fungi, Basidiomycota, Exobasidiomycetes, Microstromatales, Microstromataceae. Gene Ontology annotation, cellular component: peroxisomal membrane.
CUUUUGUCCACCUCGACUAUACGGCGCACCACCAAACAUCGCGCUCUGCCAUAGUCGACAUCAACUGAUCCUCUCAUCCCUCCUCUUUGUCGACUUGCUUCCUUUCGCUCCAUUGUUGCCCCGAGUCGUCCAAAGACGAUGCCGGCUGUGCACUCGAAGCCGGUGGCAGGUGGCCUACCCACCUGGCUCUCCAGCCAUCCAGCAGCCAAACCUACUGUCCUCUCUCUCUUGCUCCUCCUCAUCUUCGCUCGAAAGAGGCUGACGGCGCUGGUACCAACUGCUGUAGCCAAGGCAGCCCCCAAAUCUCGCGAAGGUGGUAGCCUGGAUGAUUCCGCUAUGGACCACGCUUUGGAGCAGGUCUACCUCCCCAGCAGCGAUCCCGCCCGGGACGACUCGUACGAUUUACUGGUGCCGCAUAGAGGAAGGAUAUCCAAGGUCAAGGUCAGACCGACCAAGAGCUCCACUUUCAACACACACUUUGCCGACUUUAAGAAGUUGCCGCCGGUUGCAGGUGCUACAAAGGCUAGCAAGAAGAAGGCGGAGAAGGAGAUGUCAGAGGCAGAUCAGCAGGAGGCAAGGAGGCAAGAGAAUCAGGCGGUGAGGGCCGAAGGAGGAGCGGCGGCUGCUAGCGCAAAGAAGGUGGGAGUGAAUGCAGAGUUCCUGAGGCAGCUCAAAGCGCUAUUCCGUAUUAUGAUCCCUCGUAAUAAUGCAAAAGAAGUGUUCAUCUUCGCUCUCCAUACAUCGUUCCUGAUCUUGAGGACCUACCUGAGUGUUCUGGUCGCUCGUCUCGAUGGUCGCCUCGUCAGAGAUCUCGUCUCAGCCAAUGGACAGGGCUUCCUGAGAGGUCUCGGUCUGUGGUUCCUUCUCGCCAUUCCUUCAACCUAUACCAACUCUAUGAUCCGCUAUCUGCAGACUAAGCUCGCAAUCUCCUUUAGAACCAGGAUGAUGCGGUACAUCCAUGACCUGUACCUGAAUGACGGACGCAACUUCUACAAGGUCAUGAACCUGGACAGUCGUAUCAACGGAGUUGAUCAGUUCAUCACUUCCGACGUAGCACAGUUCUGCUCAGCUCUGGCUGCGCUUUACUCUAACAUCUCGAAGCCAGUGCUGGACAUGAUCGUCUUCAACUACCAGCUAGCAUCGAAUCUCGGAUGGAAAGGUCAAUUUGCGCUCUUUGGCAACUACAUUAUCACGGGCUGGAUCUUGAGAAAGGCCACUCCGGCCUUCGGUAAGCUGGCAGCUUUGGAAGCCAAGCUAGAAGGUGACUUCAGGGCGGCUCACUCAAGAUUGAUCAUCAAUGCCGAGGAGAUCAGCUUCUAUGGUGGAGCAAAGACGGAGCUUUCCAUCCUCAAUAGGGCCUUCUUGAGACUAGUGAAGCACGUGAGCUCGAUUCUCAAGGUGCGAAUUGCCUUCAACAUGUGCGAGGAUUUCGUGCUCAAGUAUGCCUGGUCUGCCGCUGGAUACGUGAUCAUCGCCUCGCCGUUCCUCUUCGGCCUGAAGCCCGGUCAAUCCUCGUCCCGCCCAGUCGCCGAGAAGGCGCAUACUUCCAGUGAAGAGGAGAACCACGCAGGAGUCGCCCAGAAGACCGAAAGCUACAUCUCGAACCGUCGCCUUCUGCUGUCUCUGGCAGACGCAGGAUCGAGGUUGAUGUACAGCUACAAGGAGCUGGCAGAGCUUUCUGGGUACACAAAUCGAGUCUACACCCUCGUCAGUACCCUGCAUCUGCUCAACAAGAAUGAGUUCGAGAGCGCAGAACGGCCUGUGGACAUUGCCGCUGACGAGCCAUGGUAUGACAUGAGCAAUAUCUCCGGCAAGAUGAUCAUGGGAGACGAGUCCAUCAGUUUCGACAAUGUCCCCAUCGUUGCCCCCGCCCCUGGCUCGGCACGAGGUGGAGAGCGCCUAGUGAAGGACCUCUCCCUCGUGAUGAACCCAGGUACCCACAUUCUCCUCACUGGUGCCAACGGAGUCGGCAAAUCCGCCGUAGCCCGAGUCAUUGCAGGUCUCUGGCCCGUCUGGUCCGGGGAAUUGAAGAGGCCAUCGAAGAGAGAUAUCUUCUUCCUCCCUCAACGGCCGUACCUCUCCGCUGGAUCACUACGAGAGCAGGUUCUAUACCCCACGACUUUUCCUGAAUGGAAGGCCGGCGGGGGUUCGGAUUCUGAACUGAUGAAGAUUCUAAAGGAGGUGAAUCUGGCGUACUUGCCUGAUCGAGAGGGUGGAUGGGAGACGAGAAAGGAGUGGAAGGACGUUUUGAGCGGAGGCGAGAAGCAGAGGAUCAACUUUGCUAGACUGCUCUUCCACAAGCCAAAGCUCGCUGUACUGGACGAAUGUACCUCGGCAGUCUCCACAGACGUCGAAGGCGGCAUGUACGCCACGGCCAAGGCCACCGGCAUCUCCCUCCUAACCAUCUCCACGCGUCUCACCCUUCUCAAAUACCACGACGUCCUUCUCCGCCUCACCGGCGAGACGGGCGAAGAUGAAGCUCAUCCUUCUUGGGAACUCGAAGUCCUUUCUGGCAAGGGAGGAGGAGAGGGGGGAGAGGAUGAUGGACCAAAGGGAUUGCAAGAGGAGAAGCGGGAGUUGAAGAAGAAGCUGGCGGAGGAGGAGGGAUGGAAGAAGAGGCUAGAGGAGAUCAAGAAGGAGAUGGAAGCUCUCAAGUGAGAGUGGUUUGAGUGUAAUAGUGUGGUGACAGUUGCCCUGUGGGGAUAGACGGAAUGCACGAGUCCUUGUUCUCCCUCGUAGUCUUAUGCAGUUAUAGAUCGAAGAGAGAUCCCCGAGAGUUGAAUAUGAGCAGAUGAUAUCAUUAUGCCUCUGGAUCAAUCGUCUAGAAAAAGAGAAAGGGGCUACAAGCUACAUAUGUAAUAAAGUGAUAGAAGACGCCGCCUUUUACAGCUUGUACUGCUCCUCGAUCAUCCUCGAGAUGAUCAACCUCUGAAUCUGCGAAGUUCCCUCGUAGAGCUCAAAGAUCUUAGCAUCACGGUACAGCUUCUCGACUGGCGACUCGGAAUUGAAUCCCAUUCCACCAUACACCUGCACGGCUCGAUCGGCAUUGGCUACGGCAGCACGCGAGGCGAGACACUUGGCAAUGGAGGCAUAGUAGGAGUUUCGUAGUCCGUGAUCCUUUUGCCAACAACUCUUCCAGA